Cutaneotrichosporon cavernicola is the source of this 1074-nucleotide messenger RNA. RefSeq lists its product as uncharacterized. The record is from RefSeq and is a predicted model, not a curated record. The transcript has a single exon. Lineage: Eukaryota; Fungi; Basidiomycota; Tremellomycetes; Trichosporonales; Trichosporonaceae. The coding region runs from base 1 to 1074 and encodes 357 amino acids.
AUGCGGCCUGUCACGGUGACUCCCAUUACACUCGACUCCCGCCCCCACAUUUUCAUCCCGCUUGAUUCUCACCCGUGCAUUCUCGACAUCCUCGUCCACAAUGUUCCCCAUGCAGGGCUUCUAGCGCUCCGCACGGUUUCGCGACCGGUGCGCGACGCGAUCGACAAGCUCCUCGUUACCCACGUUGCGGUAUACCACUCAUCGAGUAUGGUGUUGGCCAACCUGCCAGAGGGUCACAAGCGCAUCCCACGUUCGAACUGGCUCGACUUGCCCGAACUCACGGAGGCCGUGCAGGUCGUCGACAUGAUUGCGACGCAAGAGGACGAGGAAGCUGCGCGUAUUUACAACGUCGAGCGGGCAGAGGCUAUUCGACUUCGCGGCCAGCACCGCAUGUCAAAUCCACCUCCCAUCGGUACACCCCGCUGCUGGUGCAAUCAGGACACGGUGGACACGUCCUCGUUCAACCUCUACUUGUCGAUGCGGCUCAAGCAUGUCGAUCUCAUUCGGCGCUGGCGUGGUCACCGCUGCCGCCAGCUCAUCGAAGCUCAACGCACGAUAACGUUCCUUCCAGCCGCGACAGUGAACCCCACCCAAGCUUUCCUCAACGGGGAUGCGGAGACGUCAUCCUGCCACAUCGUGCACAUUGGCUACACGCCAACGCCUGUCUUCCAGCAUCACAACUUUCCACAGCUCGUGGGUCACAUCAUCGUGCGUAUCGCGCCGCCCGCGAACACGGACCGUACUGAGGAACCCGCGGCGCUCUACAGCGCUGGCACAGAAACCCACCCGGUUAGCACCCUCAUUGGCCUCCUCGCGCGCCAGAUCUCCAAUGGCGUCGCAAUCACGCUCGUCGGUUUAGAGCGGUGGCGCCUCUCCCCGUAUGACGCGUACUUCCGCAGAGAGGUCAAGCUCGGGCUCCUCAACUGUCUACAGUACUUCGAGCAUGUCCCCGAGAAGGACGCGAAGCGCUGGGUGGACCGGUACGUUUGCGUCCUCACGGAAGAGGAGUACCGCAGACUGGUUGGGAAGUGGCGGUACGUGCUUGAAGCGUACUGCGAGCAGAUCGAGGUUUAG